Molecule: messenger RNA, 3482 nt
Organism: Mytilus trossulus (common blue mussel)
Lineage: Eukaryota; Metazoa; Mollusca; Bivalvia; Mytilida; Mytilidae
Product: zinc finger protein 862-like
Exons: 3
Coding region: 211-2931 (906 amino acids)
Molecular function (GO): protein dimerization activity
Source: RefSeq, a predicted model, not a curated record
UUUUCGCCGGUUAUUGUCCUUUCCUUGCCGGCUAUUUUUGAAUGCGUAAAAAAAAUAAAUUGAUAAUAACAAUAUUAUAUUAUUGAAAAAAUAAUUCUUUUAUUCUAAUUAUCAGCUUUAACUAUAAACAGAAGCUGCAAAUUUAGGAAAAUCCCCUUCCGUAUAUAAAACUGUAACCGAGUUGCUAUUUAUAAAAUCGUAUGCGCGCGCAUGUCUCAAUUUGGUAAACAUUGUCGUGCAAUCAUGGACAUACGAAGUUUUUUUAGGAAACGGCAAGCCGGAGAGGAUAGUGAUCCUACAGAAGAAAGUUCUGCAAAGAUGCAAAAGGGUCCACCAACUGAUGUAACAGAAGAAUUUGACAUAAAUGAAAAUGUUGUAAAUGUGACAAACAGUACCACUAGACAGAGUACAUGCAGUUCAUUGUCAGCUCCUGAUAAUGUUUCAAGUUUAAAUUUGUCUUCAAAUGCUUUAUCGCCAGAGGCUCACAAAUUACUGAUAGAACAACAAUUUCCAAACAUAGAUAUUAGUAAAAUUCACAAUUAUUCAUUGUGCAACUCCCGUGGAUGUUCUUCUUUUAGCACUGAGGAAAAAAGAAGACAAUCAACACUUAAAGAAAAAUUUGAUCAUUCCUGGCUAAAUAGCAAUAAACUAUCAUAUUGUCAAACAACUAGGCUUUGGAAUUUCACUUUUAUUGAAGGUGAUGGUUUAUACUGUAUUCUGUGUAAAAAACAUGAUAUGAAAAAUCCUAGAAAUAAAUCCAGUGUGUUUUCACAAGAAGCAAGUAAACGUUUUAGAAAGGGAACUUUAUAUGAUCAUAUAAAAUGUCAAAAACACCAGGACGCCAAAUCAUCUGAAGUUCUCAAUAGAGUAUCUGUCUUUCAAAAGGAAAUUGAACAUAAAGAAUCUGUCAAUCAGGAAAUCCUUUACCAAGUUUUUUAUUCCUUCUUCUUUCUUGCAAAGGAAUCAAUAGCAAAUUGCAAAAUUGUUCAAUUUUUAAAAUUUAUUGAGCAUAUUGGAUUGAAUGAUCUGAAAUAUUUUACCCAUAGAUCUGUACAAUCUCGUCGAGACAUAUUAUUGAAAUUAUCUGACACAGUACAAAAUAAUUUACUAGAAAAACUACAUAGUGCAACCAGCUACGGUUUACUUAUUGAUGAUAUGUCUGAUGUUGCAACAAUCGAACAAAUGAUUUGUUAUGUACAAUACGUGGAUCCUGAUUCCAAUGAAGUUAACACUGAUUUUUUAUUUAUUUGUAAUUUAUUGGAAAAUUCUGAUUCUGCCAAUUCACAAACACUAUUUGAUGUGCUUUGCAUGAAAUUGAACGAAUUACAAAUGGAUGUUAAAAAGAUUUCUGGUUUGUGUACUGAUGGGGCUUCUGUAAUGGUGGGUAAAAAGGAUGGUCUGGCCUCAAAAUUGAAGAAAGAGAACUCCUCUCUAAUUGCAGUUCAUUGCAUAUGCCACAGACUAGCUUUAGCUUGUACUGAUACCAAUGUUAAACUUAAAUCAAUAGGCAAUGUGGAACAAAUAAUGUUACAAUUAUGGAAGUUGUUCCACUAUUCACCAAAAAAAAUGGCACUUUUUUUGAAACAUUUGCAGAAUUAUCGUAACCUUAUAAUUAACACUUCUAUUGAGGAAAAAUGCUGUAAAAUUUUGAAAAAAGCCUGUAAAACCCGUUGGCUAAGCUUUGAUGCUUCAAUUCAAGCUGUCUGGGAGGAAUUAGUUCCUGUUGUGCAAACUCUGAGUGCAAUUUCCGAAUCAGAUGCCACCGCUUACGGAUUACUUAAAAGAAUGAAUUGCACAAUUUUUGUAGGAAUUGUCUACAUUUUGAAAGAAAUUUUACCGGUUUUAGCUAGAGUGAGUAAAAUUUUCCAACGAGGCUAUUUCAACUUCAGUUCCAUUCAACCUACCUUAGAGUGUGCCCAAGGAGAACUCCAACAUAUUUCUGACAAUCUUACACCAAUCAAAAAUCUUGAAAAAGACAUUCAGUCUGAUGGAAGACUUGGUCUUUUGGCCCUUGAAUUAAAGGAUGGUACCAAAACCAACUUACAACACACACUAGAAAACUAUGUGCAGUCUUUGAUUGACAAUAUUUCUAAACGUUUUCCAGAUGUUGCAAUAUUAAGUGCCUUAGGGAUUUUUAAUCCUGUCAUAAUUCCAGAUAAAAAGAGUACUGAGUUCAUGAAUUAUGGAGCUUCAUCUAUAGAAACAAUUUUCGCUCAUUUUUAUUCAAAUGAUGAGGAUAUAACUAUAGAUGAAUGUUUAGCGGAAUGGAAUUUGUUGAAAUACCACUUAAUUAAAAUGAAACCAGACAUUCCUUCGCAAUGUGAACUCGAUUCACAGUUGCGUACAUCCACUGAGUGGUGUCUUAGGCAAAUUGUCUUGAAAAGACAUGAGUAUAAACAUGUGUGUCCACAUUUAGCAAAUAUUGCAGAAAUUGUUUUAACAGUGCCAGUUAGCAACGCAUGGCCUGAGAGAGGCUGUUCAAAGGUAAAGAUAAUAAAAACUGAUCUUAGAAAUCGCCUUAAAAAUGAUGUCCUAAAUGGUUUGAUGAUGAUAUCCAUAAAUGGUCCACAAACUUGUUCACAUGAAUGUGACAAAGUGGUGAAUGAUUCUGUUAAGUUAUGGCUUGGAGAAAAGAACAGAAGAAAAUUACCAUCAAAAAACAAAGGACAAGUUGAAAUGGAAAUGAAUAAACCCUCAGCACAUGCUACACCUAUUGACAAUGUUCAAAUACAACUACCAACAGUUCAUAAUGAGAAGCCUGACAACAAUUCUGAAUUGGAACCUAAUCCAAAUGCAUAUGAUGACCCUGAACUUAAUGAAAGAGAAAUUGAAAAAACAUUGUUACAACUCAAAAUUGUCAGAUCUUUGAUUGAAGCCAAAACCUGCAGGGAGGCAGAGAGUGACAGUGAUUCAGAUACAGAGUUUUUGUAAUAAAAAUUCAAAUGACAUUUGAAACAUUUUAUAAUCAAUUAAUUAACAAGUAUUAAAACAUAAAUGAUGUUCUCAAUGUCAGAAUUAUAAUUUUCACUUAAAACUAAAUAAUUCAAGUGAUAAAUCAAACAAAUCUUUGGAUUCUCUCAGAUCAACCAUAUUCACAAGCAGUCAACUUGCAGGAAAAUGCACAGAAAUGUUUAUUUAAUCACGUAAGUUGCAAACAUAACAGCAGUUCUAGGUCUGGAUCAAAUGCGAAUUUCAAUAUGAUAAAAUUUACAUAAAAUUAAACCACAAGCCUUCUAAUUUUUAUGAAUCAUUUACAUCAUCUUCAUUAAAAAGUGAUGUUUUCAGGGAUCUGAAUAAGGGUCUAGGAGACCCCCAGAAUGCAGGAUUUUGCACCAUUUUCCAAAAAUUUUCUGGGGCCCUUGAGCGGGCCCCAGACCCCCGGCCGUAAGCGCGACGAGCAAGCUCGUCGCCGCGAACGGCUGCGCCGUCCGCAUUGUAUAGCCGCCUAUUUUAGAAAUUCAGCCUGCUUCAUCAAAUCUUAC